Messenger RNA from Suncus etruscus (white-toothed pygmy shrew), 693 nucleotides. It is a transcript of the gene NDUFAF2, whose product is annotated as NADH:ubiquinone oxidoreductase complex assembly factor 2. Bases 66 to 575 code for a protein of 169 amino acids. Gene Ontology annotation, biological process: mitochondrial respiratory chain complex I assembly. The transcript is spliced from 4 exons. Lineage: Eukaryota; Metazoa; Chordata; Mammalia; Eulipotyphla; Soricidae. The record is from RefSeq and is a predicted model, not a curated record. Gene Ontology annotation, cellular component: membrane.
CGGCUGCUGGUGUGGCGCUGCAGUGGAACUUCGCUGUCCCCCGCUCUGCUUUUGGGCUGGACGGCAUGGGCUGGUCACGGGACCUGGUCCGCGUCUUAUGGAGGACGCUGUCCAAGGAGGUGAGGGAGCAAGUGGGCUCAGACCACCUCGGGAACAAAUAUUACUACAUCCCGUCGUACAAGAACUGGAGAGGACAAAUAAUUCGAGAGAAAAGAAUUAUAGAAGCAGCAAAUAACAAAGAAGUAGACUAUGAAGUAGGAAAUAUCCCAACAGAAUGGGAAGCUUGGAUUAGAGGAACCAGAAAGAACCCUCCUACUCUUGAGGAAAUACUAAGGAAUAAAAAGUACAGAGAAGAAAUUGUAAUAAAAAGUAAAGAAUUGGAUGCAAAGGAAAAACUCUUCAGUAAAGAGAGCAACGGGAAUCUUUUGGCCCCACCAAUGGAAACUGAGAUUAAAGGGCAUGCAUCUGCUCCGUACUAUGGCAAAGAAGAGCCUUCAGUGGCUCCCUCCAGCACUGGUAAAACCUUUCAGCCAGGAUCCUGGAUGCCACAAGAUAGAAAGAGCCAUAAUCAGUGAAUGCUGAAGCCGGGAUUUGAACCAAUGAUCUUCUGCAUGAAAGGCAAAUGCCCUACCUCCAUGCUAUCUCUCCGGCCCCAUAUGUGUUAUUUUUAACAAAUAAAAGGUUACAUUGUUA